GAACGCCAUACGGACGUUCGUCGUAACGCUGUUCAACCACAUCUCCACGACCGGCAAGCGGGUGAUUCCGGUUGAAACAAGAGUCUACGAAAAUGACGACAGUCCAAGUUGCUAUUGUGCCUUCCAGCACCAAGACUUGUGCGACGAGCAGAAAUGCUCUGCUAUUAUAUGAAUUCUCAGCCAUUCUGCAGCAAGCGUCGUAUUCAAUGAUUCAGGCAGAAUAGACUUGAACUUCUCGAAGCUCAUGGCGCAUAAGUAUGUGUUCUUGAAAGUGCGAUUUUCUCUCGAAUCCAUCGUUUGCACGGUCCAGAAAAGACAAUAUGGCACCAGUUUCAGUAAUUGAUGACCUCGCUCCUCAUGCUGAGGGAGUCUCAGCACCAAUUGUUACAAACAUUGCUGCUGAAGACAAGGUGAAGUGGUACAGGAAGCCCAACCUACGAGUCAUGUAUCUCUGUCUAUUUGCAUGUUGUAUGGGUGUCGAGAUGACGUCUGGAUUCGACUCGCAACUCAUCAACGUUCUUCAAUAUACCAACUAUUGGAAAUAUUAUUUCUCCGACAAGAAAGAUGCUUCGGGAGUACCAUAUCUGAGCCCAGGUCUAUUGGGAUUCUUGUCUGCCUCCUACCAGCUUGGGUCUAUUAUUGGCGUACCAUUCGCUCCUUAUGUUAAUCAGCGUUUUGGAAGACGUCUGCCAAUUCUAGUGGGAUCUAUAAUCAUGGUCACUGGUGCAAUCAUACAGGGAUUUUCCCAGGAUCUCGGGAUGUAUCUCUUCGCGCGUAUGGUGCUCGGUUUUGGGAUAAUAUUUUGCAUAAUAUCUGGUUCUUCUCUGAUUGGAGAAUUGGCUCACCCCAAGGACAGAGAUACUUUGACGUCCCUCUUCAACUCCUCCUACUUUAUCGGUCAAAUCGCGGCCGCAGCUGUUGGUCUCGGAACCACAUCUGUUCCCAGCGAUUGGUCCUGGCGUAUCCCUUCUUUAUUGCAAAUGUGCCCGUCACUUCUGCAAAUAUCAACUAUCAUGUUGCUACCGGAAAGUCCUCGAUGGCUUAUCAGCAGAGACAGACACGAAGAAGCGCAUGCCGUCUUGACAAAAUAUCACGCUGAGGGCGACCCCGAGUCUGUUCUUGUCAAGGCCGAAAUGGCUCAAAUUCGGUCGACUAUCAAGAUCGAGAUGGACAACUCGAAGCAGUCUUGGUUAAACAUGGUUAGCACGAAAGGAAUGCGACGCCGCACCAUUAUCGCUGUCUUCCUCGGCCUCUUUACCCAGCUGUCUGGAAAUUCGCUUCUUACCUACUAUUCGAAUUUGUUGUUUGAUCGUAUGGGCUACACAUCAAGCUAUGCCAAAACGAGGAUUAACCUCGCAAAUGCCUGUUUUGGCUUACUUACUGCUACUACGAUGGCACUUAUCGUGGCAAGGUUCAAACGCAGGGUUAUGUUCAUGACAGCUGCAGCAGGCAUGCUACUGGUUUUCAUCUCCAUGACAGUCUCAUACAAGAAGCUUCAUGAAGCAAAAGAUCACGGGAUUAAUAAUAAAGCUGCUGGAAUCGCCGCAUUGUUCUUCUAUUUCGCAUUCAAUGUCCCUUAUAAUCUUGGCAAUAACGCGUUGACUUAUACUUUUCUCAUUGAGCUCUUCCCCUACAACGUCAGAAGCCGUGGUAUUGGAAUCGAACAAGUUUUCAACAAGAUUGGUCUCUUCUUUUCUAAUAACGUCAACCCGAUCGCAUUGACAGCUAUCGACUGGAAGUACAUGGCAAUAUACUGCGGAUGGAUUGCAUUUGAGUUUCUCUUCAUUUUCUUUAUGUAUCCUGAGACCCAAAGCAGGACACUUGAGGAAUUGGCGUUCCUAUUUGAAGAUAAAGAUCUCGCCGAUCAAGCAGUCAUCGCUGUGGAGAAAGAGAUUCAUUUUGACGUGGGCAAAGAUGAGCACAUCGAGGAGGCCCCACUCUCGUAGCCAGAAGAUGCAGGUGAGAAAUGAGGCAUCUACUAGGGAGAGCGAAAAUGCGACUUUGACUCCUCAUCCAUCCGUCUUGCUUCGGAUUUUUGGGACUAGGUGAUCCAAGGCUUGCCUGAGACGGUGUGCAAGAGUGCAAUUAGCUGUUAGUUUCUGUCUAUCUAUCAUAUGCAUAAAGCAUGUUAAUUGGUGGGAUUUUCUUUCUCAGCUGCCAGGCUGAAGCAGGUUGCCG
Molecule: messenger RNA, 2178 nt
Organism: Mollisia scopiformis
Lineage: Eukaryota; Fungi; Ascomycota; Leotiomycetes; Helotiales; Mollisiaceae
Product: general substrate transporter
Exons: 10
Coding region: 321-1946 (541 amino acids)
Biological process (GO): carbohydrate transport; transmembrane transport
Cellular component (GO): membrane
Molecular function (GO): carbohydrate:proton symporter activity
Source: RefSeq, a predicted model, not a curated record